CGUUACUCAUUACUACGUAGAGGGUGUUUCUCCAGUUCUGACGUAGCCCUACUCUAUAGUAUAUAAAGUGAAACGACAAGAACAUUUCAUUGUAAACAUACACAAGACUAAUAUAACGGACCAUAUCUCACUUAAGAUUCCAUAAACAACUUAAAAUCCAAAACGAGAUAAAUUUCAACAAUGGCUCUUCAAAGAAAAGUUCCUAAGAAAGUAACUGAUAUUUUUGAUCGCUAUAUACACGAUCAAGUUAGAACAUUACAUAGAGGAGAGGCGGUGGAUAUGUUAAUGAGAGAAUUCGAUUUGGAAAAAGAUAAAGCAGAGAUUAUGUUUGACACUUUUGACAAAGAUAAAAAUGGUUUAAUGAGUAUCUGGGAAUUCCACAAGUUCUAUGAAUGUGCUGGAGAGAGUGCGCACGAUAUAGUAGAGAAGUUUAAAGAAAUGGAUAAAGAUGGCAGCGGCAUGUUGGAAUAUGAAGAGGCAGUUGAAGCUUUAAAGUCAUUAAAAACAGCCACUGGACGAAAUCUUGAGGAACUUGAGAUCGAAUUCUUUAUGAAAACCAUGGGCGUGGAAAAUGGUAUUAUUAAUUUGGGCGACUUCACCAAUCUCUUACACCGCUUGAAACUCUACAAAACGCCAGCCCCUAAAAAGGGUAUGAAACUUAAGUGUUAAAUGGAAAUCACUGAAACGGGACAUUUUCUUCUUUUUUUUUUAAUAAUAAUUAUUUUUAUAUCCUGAUUUGUAAAAGCGGGCUAUGGUGCAAUCCAUCAUCCUACAUAACCAUGGGAAAAUGCUGAUUCACGAAGAUGGGUUCCGUCUUGUAAGGCUAUGCCCUAGCAAAAUAGAAUGACAAAUUUUUAAUGUAUCAUGUAAAUAUUUUUUUUUGUAAAUAUAUUCAUGUUUUUCAUAUCAUUUAUUAUGUUUAAUAUAUUUCUGAUUAUCUUUGACUUUGUGAUAAGCUCGCGACAUAAAUAAAUAAAACAUUUUGUUACUGCGCAUAAUUUUAGACCAUUGUCUUAACAGUUUGAAUGUGUGGUUUUUUGUAGUCGGCUUUGUGGAAUUAUAUCUUGAAAUUAGAACCCUAUUAAAUACUAUAUUAUUAUUAUAAUAAUGCGAAUAAGCAUUUAAUUUGACCAGGGAGAUAAAUCCAAUUGGAACCUGAUAUGAGUAACCUCCCUUAGUUAUAAUUGUUCAUCCGUGAUAACUUGGGAUGAUGGAACUCAAGUUUUAUUUUUAAAUAAAGUUAUAUGGUUGUGCUUGUAUCUUUUAUAUUUAUAUGCUUUUUGUAAUGGUCAUUGUUACUGCUCACAUUGGUACGCUAUCGUGUCAAUUGUUUUAAAACUUUUUUUGUUAUGUUUAUGAUACGUGACUCUGCUGAUCUCUGUUUCUAUAUAUUUUGUACUAUGUCGAUUAUUACUCAUGCAAUAUCAUAAGCUUCAGUUAUCCGGUAAAAUAAACAGAAAAAAAACCCAUAGAAUUUAAAGUGGUCUUGAAAAUUAUUUUUUUCCAAUACGAAUUGUAUUUUACUGUUGACUUGUUAAAGAUGCACCAUCUAAGAUUUAGACAAAGAACUGGUCCUUCUUACUAUAAUAGUUCCAAAAUAGAAAAUUCAAAAUUAAUAUAUUAAAUAUUUCAUUCAAUUUACUUUAUUCUGAGCUCAUUAUCGCUGUUUGAAGUUUUGACCUAGAUUGUUUAUUAUCGCAGCAACGUUCUUUGUUAAUCGAGACUCGGUCUAGCUUUUCCAUUUUCAAAUUGAAUCAUUAAGUGGCGAUCGUAUUUUAAUCUGUUCAUAUCUUCGUCAUCCGAUGUCCUAGAGAGUUGAUUAUAGGUGAAUAAAGGUCUAAUUUUAUAUUAUUUGAAGUUAAAAUAAAACCUUGUAACAGGCUGAUUUAACUCUUACAUAAUGCAUCUUUAAGGACAAUCUUUAGCAAAUUACAAACCUAUUGCAGUGUAAUAAAACGUAUAGAUUAAGACCCCUACAUAAUAAUGUAUUUGUUUAAAAUGUUUAAUACAGUAUUUAGCUUUUGUUAGGCUUUAUUGUUGCUAAAAUAAUAAUUUUAACUGUAAUUGUAAUAUAACGUAAUACGAUAUCAUGAAAUUAUUAUUAUUCCUUUUUAAUAAACUAUUCCAAACAAUCGAAUUUCAAUGUUCAAUGUACAGUUCUGUUUUAAUAAAAUAAAAACUGAAUAAAAUGUCACAUGAA
Molecule: messenger RNA, 2200 nt
Organism: Patella vulgata (common limpet)
Lineage: Eukaryota; Metazoa; Mollusca; Gastropoda; Patellidae
Product: troponin C
Exons: 4
Coding region: 181-669 (162 amino acids)
Molecular function (GO): calcium ion binding
Source: RefSeq, a predicted model, not a curated record